AUGGCUACCAGAACAACAACAAUACAGGACAGAAAAACAGAAGACUAUUAUGACCAGGUGUUACCAAAAGAAGCACAAUUCCUAGCUCCAAUAAGAAAUUGGGAAAAACAAAUGGGUUUCGUGACUCCCAUAAUUUGGUUCAACGCGAUAGUUAUAUCUCUGUUUCAUAUCGUCGUGCCGAUCUACUUCGCAUAUCUUAUGUACACCGGUCGAAGAUGUAUGAGAAAAACAGUUGUAUUGGAGUUUAUAUUCGGACAGAUGGCAGCGUUUGGUAUAACAGCUGGAGCACAUCGCCUCUGGACCCACAGGUCUUACAAAGUUACAAUGCCGUUUAAAAUAACGUUACUGAUAUUCUACGCUAUUGCAGGGCAGAACAACCUUUACAAUUGGGUAAGGGAUCACAGAGUGCACCACAAGAAAUCGGAGACUCCAGCCGACCCCCAUGAUGCAAAACGAGGGUUCUUCUUCUCCCAUGUUGGCUGGCUGAUGAUGAAGAAGCAUCCACAUGUUAUGACAGAAGGUUCCAAGAUCGAUAUGACAGAUAUAACUAGUGAUCCGGUCCUGGUAUUCUUUAAUCGAAACUUCAACAUUCUCAAGUUCCUCUUCUGCUUUUUAAUACCAGCAUUGUUGCCAGUCUGGUUGUUUGAAGAAGAGUUAUACAUGUCCAUACUAGCUGUUUUCAUGAGAUAUUUAUUUACGCUGAACGCGACAUGGUCGGUUAAUAGCUUUGCACAUAUGCAUGGCUUGCGUCCCUAUGAUAAAAACAUCUUACCAUCAGAAAACAUGGCCGUUUCCAUCAUAGCAAUGGGUGAAGGCUGGCACAACUACCACCACACAUUCCCUUGGGACUACAAAGCUGCUGAACUAUCAUACUUUAUCAAUCCCACGACUGCCUUCUUAGAUUUAGCAGCGUUUUUCGGUUUAGCGUAUGAUUUAAAAACUGCUUCACCUGAACUUAUUAAGGCUGUGGCGGAUAAAAGAGGAGAUUGUAGCCGCAAAAAUGAUUAA
Molecule: messenger RNA, 1008 nt
Organism: Leptosia nina
Lineage: Eukaryota; Metazoa; Arthropoda; Insecta; Lepidoptera; Pieridae
Source: the annotation of a GenBank genome assembly